Molecule: messenger RNA, 492 nt
Organism: Hyaloscypha bicolor E
Lineage: Eukaryota; Fungi; Ascomycota; Leotiomycetes; Helotiales; Hyaloscyphaceae
Exons: 1
Coding region: 1-492 (163 amino acids)
Source: RefSeq, a predicted model, not a curated record
AUGGUCCUUGAUCUCCGAAAAGUUUUCGAAAGCCCACGAUUCAACCUAGAGCAGAUUAGAAGAUGCUUCAUGGUUGUGCACAACGGCUCAACCAUUUCUGCAACUUUCGACCUUGCAGAAUCAUGUGUCCGGGGCAAGGAAUGGCUUGGAACGCAGCUUGAAGAUGGUGCUAUAUCCAAAUCGAGUCUUAAGGAUGUUGCUAGUACUUUGACGCCUUCGAAAGAGAAGGAUGACAUCUCCGACCAUCCGAACAAUGGUGUCCCUUUCAGCCCUGCAGUAUCUCAACAGCCUGUAUCGACUCGCAACACGACGCCGGAAGCCUUGAUUCCCGAGAUAAAUAUAUACACCCUCAAACUCUCCGAACUAUCCAAAACACCCAGCUUGAGCAAUCCGGGUCAUUUCUGUGUCUUGAAACACCCUUCCACUCGGUACUUAGCAGUUGUCGGCAGAGGCACCCGCUCCAUUCUCUCUGGUAUUUUCAUCAGCAUUUGA